Molecule: messenger RNA, 495 nt
Organism: Colletotrichum higginsianum IMI 349063
Lineage: Eukaryota; Fungi; Ascomycota; Sordariomycetes; Glomerellales; Glomerellaceae
Exons: 1
Coding region: 1-495 (164 amino acids)
Source: RefSeq, a predicted model, not a curated record
AUGACUAGGUUUCAUGGACUACAAACUCUCGACGGAGACGAGAAGCCCAAGUGGCAGCACCGAAAAGAAAGUAGCGGCCCAGGCUUGCGGCGCGCGCAGACGACGGCACCCAAGCAAACAUCGAAUGCCUGGCCUGCUCGGGAUGGCGAUUCUUCGACGGACAAUCCACCUGUCAUGGACACGUCCAACUGCAUCUCGGUCCAGGUUCGGUCGGCCGCCAUGGGCCUCGGGAUGCCUCAGUGGCUCAACUGGAGGCAUCCGCCAACGCCAGCACCAGCACCAACGCCAACACCAACGCCAACACCAACGCCAACGCCAACGCCAGACCAGCAAACUGGUCGACUGCCAGACACUCCCAUGGCACCAGCUCCGGCUCCCUCCCCGCUGUCGAUGGAGCGUCGGGUGAGGCGACAAGCAGACCUGGAAUCCGGCCCAGGUGGAUGCAUGCACCGCGCACCGGAACCACCAUACAUGCCGUGGCAGCCAGCCCAGUAA